AUGGCCUUCUACUUCGCCCUCCCUUCGGAUGAAAGCCAGCAUUUGGCUGGCUUUUCAGCCUUUGAAAGGCAGGUCUUUUCAGACCUUGUUCAUACCCUUCGUCUGGGUGUGCAUCUCCACCAAAAGGUGGACGGCUCCGCCUCGGAGCUUGACGAGACGGUGGAGGGGCAUGCUUUGGCCCAGAAAUACAUUGCAACCGCCCUGGCAAGCGACUUUACCGCCGACAAGUUUUUCCCACUGCGCCUAACCGGAGCCUCGAUGAGGCAAAUCAUUCAAAUUCUUCCAAUUCAAAGCAGUACAACGGCCCUCGACGUAUUCCAACUCGCCAUCUUUCGCGUUUUUGGAUUCGGCGAUAAAGCACACCUCACAGCCCUGACAUUGCCACAAAGCACAUCUCCCAACUUCAAUUCUCUCGCAACCACAAUAACCGCCUGGGGCGGCCCCUCGAACAUCGCACUACCCGUCUAUGGCAACUUCCAAGUAGUCAAGUCGAAGGUUCCCACCAUGCUCACGCUCCUCUGGGAGUUCUCUCAAGCCCUUCAUAACGACUACACUACUCAGAAGACUACGGGUGCUGCGCUGACCUUCGCCUCCGUCUAUAAGAGUCUCGCCGACAAGAGAAUCCCGUCCCUCCCUUCCGGCGGAAUCAUCCCCUGGGUUCUCGUUUCCGAUUUCGUCGAGUACGGCAUCUGCCUCUCUCCCACCGCGCAAGACCUCGCUGAACACAUCAUGCCUUCCUCAAAAUCAUCUAAAGGGUCACCGUCAGGGCCAACAGCUGGACUGAAGCACGCAGCCGAUAUUUCGAAGGAGGAGAUGCCUAAGGAUGCUGCUGCCCUGGCUGGAGUUUUGAGGAAGGUUAUGCAGGUGCUGAUGAAGCCAGGAAAGGAGAUGAAGACAGUUAUGAAGUUGGUUGGGGCGUGUGAGGAGGCGCAGGGUAGGAAGGUUAAUGUCGUUGAUGUUGAGCAUGCUCUUUGCAAAGUUUCGAGGCAGCUUGGUAUGGCGAAAAAGGUUAAAGGUUGA
Hyaloscypha bicolor E is the source of this 1020-nucleotide messenger RNA. RefSeq lists its product as uncharacterized. Lineage: Eukaryota; Fungi; Ascomycota; Leotiomycetes; Helotiales; Hyaloscyphaceae. Bases 1 to 1020 code for a protein of 339 amino acids. The record is from RefSeq and is a predicted model, not a curated record. The transcript is spliced from 2 exons.